This is a messenger RNA of Entelurus aequoreus (snake pipefish), 1767 nucleotides long. RefSeq lists its product as uncharacterized. The transcript has 6 exons. NCBI's taxonomy places the organism in Eukaryota, Metazoa, Chordata, Actinopteri, Syngnathiformes, Syngnathidae. The record is from RefSeq and is a predicted model, not a curated record. Bases 860 to 1498 code for a protein of 212 amino acids.
UGCGCCUAACCCUUUAAACAAUGUCAAGUACAAGAUGAACUUCCGAAAAAUAUGAAAUGUCCUUUGUACAACAUAUUAUAAAUACACAUUAUACACAACAUAAACACAGUUAAAUUAUAUAAACAGUAAAGGCAUGUGAAAUAUCCUUGUACUCGUGUUAAACCUAAAAUAAUAGUUAAUGUAAAAUAUAUAUAUUGAAUCGGUUUUGCAGUUUACGAGAUAUUUGUGAACUUUUUACACAUCUGUCAUAUUUCCCAUAUAUUAAACGUAUAUAUGCUCUUGUGUGGAAGUCAUGUAAAAUGACAAUCAAUGAAUGACAGUGGGCUUUAUUUCAAACGUAUUCUAGCACCAUCCUGCUCCGCCACUGAUAAGAAAAUAAAAGAUUUCUCCCAUGGCAUGCAAUGUUUCUGCUGGUCUUGUAAGACAGUCGUAUACUGGAUUAAAUUAAGGUAAUAGGUCUCAGAAAGGUUUGCAAAAUUAUGUUUUAAUUUGUUGAAAAAUGUCUUUCAGCAGAAUUUUUUUUUUUUGUAUAAAUACUUAUUUCCCCCAGAAAGUGUCCCAACUAGAGACCGAAACAUAUUUGAGAAUUGUGAAAUGUCUGGACGAGCAUUGAUAACGUUACACACUUGCUUUGUUGAAAUCUGGUUUCCAUGGUUACUGUUGCCAUCGCAAAAGAUUCGUGGAGACGGGACAAGCCACCGUUUAAUAUAUAACUAGAAGUGACAGACACCCGACUAUAUUUACAUUACAAGAUGUAUUGCUAAUGUAGAUCAAGUGUAAUAUGUUAUUGUGCUUUGUUUGCUUUUUCAAAAGCUUACCAUAAAGAUUGAACUUUCUCCGCCGGAGUCUGAGCAACGUAAUGAAACUCCCUGCCAUUUACAUAGCUGCCACACCAGUGCACUGUCCUUCUCGGCCAUGCUCCCUCCAGCAGAGUCGCAGUCAGAUUGUCAGACCCAUCACAUUUCCUCUCAUCUCGGAGUUCUCGGACCAACUAUGCACCAGCAGUCAGGUUAUUCCAAGACUGAACCCUUUGUGUCCACUGCUGGUCAGUAAGCGCACCGUCGGUCUGGAAACUCAUGUUGCCCACCAUCACAACCAACAGAGGACACUGAUCAUGCAGAAGAGAGAACAUGCCAGGUAUCAUCAAAUAUGGCAAAGACCGUUUUAUGGAACCAGUAUGGAGAAAGAGGAGUACAGGAGGGACUUGCGUGAGCAGCUCAAGAGACAGAUGGAGGAGAAAAGUGUCCCACUCAAGCUGCAGUUGGCCAGCAAGGUGAAAGAAGCAGAGUAUAUGUAUGAGGUGGACCGCCUCGCCAUGUCCGCAGAAAGAGCGCAAGUGCUCCAACACAGGAAAGCAAUGUCCUCCUACAGAGACGAGAACAAGAGGCUAAUGGAGCAGAGGUGGAGAGACAGAGCAUUAACACACUCUCAGGAGGUCAUGAUGGAGAGGGAGAGGCUGCGCCUCAACCCCAUCAACUGGAGUGGAACGUUAAAAUAGGUCAGCAUUCGCUGUUGUCUCACCCAAGGCUUCCACUACUGCAAGAAUAUGCAGCAAACCCAAGAUUAUCUUUCAGAUGCCGAUAUGGUCACAAGACAACUGACUGCUGUUCAUCACUCAAAGUUCAUUCAAACCACCAAUAUUCCCUUGUGAUAAUUACAAAAACCUAAAUAAAAAAACACAAAAAACAGGCUAUGUUCUAUUUUUUUAUGUAACGAUAAAAGGAUGAAUACAGCUGAACAUGAAUUUAAAAGAAGUACUGAAAAGCA